This is a messenger RNA of Pocillopora meandrina, 5953 nucleotides long. The record is from the annotation of a GenBank genome assembly. NCBI's taxonomy places the organism in Eukaryota, Metazoa, Cnidaria, Anthozoa, Scleractinia, Pocilloporidae.
AUGACAGCGCAAGUCACCAAGAUGGCAAAUGGUCGGAGUAAUUCUAAACCCUUAGCAACUGGAUACAGAAGGGUUAUUAGGAGGCGAACUCUUGCGAAAUGGGCUAACAUUCAUCUAGAGACAGUCUGUGUGUCGAUACAAGACGUAACAGACCUCCACGACAGCGGAAUAGCGGCGAAAUUGCUGUCGGUUCUAUCGGGAAGAAAGAUUGCUGUGCCAAUAUUUCAACCCCACAGGAAGAAACGACAGGUAGUUGGUUGGAGGAAUAUUUGCAGUUUUUUAGAAAGCUUGGAAUUCCCGGAAGAAAUCACAGGUAAGAAGAAACAGCGUAUUCUGUUGGUUAUCUUGCGUGACAGCGAGACGAAACUGAAAUAUCCAAACACCAUAGUGAUUCUAUCGGUAAACACUCUCUCGAGAUUAUUCCAUUGAUAAUAUUAUGGCCGAUCUUAUUUAAAAGACCGAACACUAUUUCCUAUAUGUAUGUAACCGGUGUCCUUCAUAACGUAUAACGUCUUAUUUAUUCUCGUGUGCGAAUCGUCCUAAAAAUCAAGGCUUUCGCCAUUUCUUCUCUAAGAAGAGUGAACGCGUGAGACAAAUAAGCUUAUGCAUCUCUCAAGAUGUUCGAGUGAAAUCAUCGAGCUUCUCAGAUGUUGUUUUCAUUGCUUCCUUGAUUGAAUUCUUUUGGAAUAUUUUUAACGCUGAAUUAAGUACUUUCUUCAACGUGUCAAGGCCUGCAAUUAAUUUUGACAGAAACCGAUAAUACAAGCUAGAAACUUCCAUAAUUUCUGUAAUUUAUACUAACAGUAUUCACUCUCCAGUGCAUCACUCCGCGAUAAUUUUAUCAAAUCUUUUCGUCGAGAAGAGAUAUGAUCUAUCCAUGUUUUGUCUUGUAUCCGUGUAUCAAAACAACCCAAAUCACGAGGGUGACAUUUGCAAAAUAUAACAAUAUAAGAAAUGCAAACAUUUGUUAUUGUUUCCAUUCAAACAAAACAACUGAUGCAACGAACGAAUUAAGAAAACGGGCUUAAAGAUUAAAAACUGCUCUGGUUUGACAGCUGUUAUUCCCAGCUGUUUCCAGGUGAGGUUUUUUCCCCUUCACAACGAUAUGUCACGUAAUUAUUCUUUGUAACGCAAAUGGUCUUCGUCACGGAUAUGACGCCUAAUGUAACGGCUUGGGAAAGGGCCCAGACAGGGCUCAGAGAGUGAAACUGUAGAUUGCAGCCGUAGAAUAUAUGCACGAAACUUACCGCGCCUCACUCCCGGAGUUCCGCGCAGUGCGCUAACACUGUUUUGUUUAUCGUUGAAUUCCAACCUCAGACAACGACAUCUGUUGCACGAGUCAGAUAAAUCUGCCCGUAGUCCAUAACACAGUCAGCUGAGCAUACCGAUAGAAAACACAGCUAUUAUUCCGAUCUUCCUUUGCUAAAUACAUUGAGUUUUCAAUUUUUUGCAUUUGAAUCUGUGACCAAAGCUUAGUGACAAAUUCAUGUUCUGACUGUCAUCAUUUGCAACUCGCCGGGAGGUUCUGGUCCUAAUCACUUCGAGCAUGAUUUGAGAAAAAACAAAAAACAAAAAAACAAAACCAAAAAAAAAAAAGAAUUUUCAAAGAUGAAAACUAGUCGGUUGAUUAUACCAAGAUUCAUUUAAUAUCCAAAUUUUCAAGUAAAAUGAAAGAAAUCCACAGCAUUUUAUUCAUCGUUUGCUUUUAGAUCUCGCAACUUUGUUAUUUACUCGUUUGAACAGGUGAAACGAGGGAAACAAUAAAAACCAUACCCGAGCUGAGCUGGUCAUGUUCUUUGAUAUUUCAUUAGUUUCCUUUACUGUACUUAUUAAAUUAUUUGACUGUGUUUUGAUUGCCUGGAAAAUUGAAAAAAAUAUCUUUAGGCUUGUGCAGGAGAUGGAGAUGCAAGUUUGCAGUUCACGAAAGUCGCAGCAAGCGUGUUAUGUUACCUGUUAUACACGUAAUGGAAAUGUAUGGAAAUUAUUUUCAGAAUAUGUAUAUUUGUUCCCUAUGCAAAUAUCAAAAACGCUUUGACAUCUGCAUGACAUGUGCUCAAAGCCAUAAACUUACACCGACACUCUCUCGGUGUUUACACUUGUUCGCUCUUUCGAACGAUUCUCAACAUGAUUUACUGCACGGGAGACUUUUAAAGCAGCAAGAAGUCGCUCCAUUGGGACCUAAAUGGCAAAUUUUGUUUUUCAUCCUCGUGGAUAAACACAGGCGAGGGACGAAGCAAAAUUGCGAGGUAUUCUUGAUUUUAUUACUUUUAUUUUCAUUCCGUAUGUAUUAUCUCUGUAACUGUGAUAUAUAAAAUAACUUCCAUCACUCGCUCUUGUGUCGAAAUUGCUUACGUCUUUGAAAUUCUCGUUGUAAAGACAGCAAAUAAAAUUCUUUUGUCGACGGCUGCUGUUCCCUCACGGUAGGUUCAACAUUUUAAAAUGCAGCGAAAUGAGUAUUGUUUUAAAAUUGUAUUUCGGCCGUGAACAUACAGGUUUUGUUUUUGACGAAGUAGAAAAUACUUAUAAAUUGGCUGUUUCAUUUUGAUAUUCCAUUUAACACGGAAUUCAAACGAAUUUAUUCCGAGAAACACACAAAAAAAAAACACAAAGGCGAAUUUACAGCCACAAGUUAUAAAUGCGAUUUUCAAAUCGCAUCUGCGUGAAGCUAUCACACUUGAUUCUGAAAAUUGAGCAUCAGGGAUUUGCUGAUAAAGCGACAUUUUAUUCAAAUGUUUUUGUUUUGGUUCGUAUGUUCUUAUAUCCAAGAGCAGAUAAAUGCGUCCUUUCAUUUUGUUCAUGUUGUUCUUCACGCUCAAGGCGCACAGUUUCUAAGAGCCAAAGUUUAACAAACAGACUUUCGGCGUGGUGAUAAUAAAUUUAUUAAUUUCUAUUUAUCAGGCGAAACACAGCUUGAGUCCUCGACUUUUAAGUUCGGUUAAAUUUGGUAAAUAUGUGAUAACUCUUAGGGGAACUAAAAAAUUUUCGCUCUUUUGUCACUAAUUUAUUAUUUAUGUCUAUCUGCGACACUUGCCUCUGGAUAGCAUGUCUUAUGCUAAUUAAACUAAGUUAGGAUAUAUAGCCGUGUUGCCAGCUUUCUAGUUUAAAAAGCGCGGGCUUUAAACUUUAAUGUUUUUCAGGAUUUUUUCACGCAAUAGAAUUGUGAAACUAAUUUUUUGGCUGAAAUAGAAACGCCAUAAAUUUUUUAUCUUUCUACCUGUGAAUGAUCGCCUUGACUGGAAAUUGGCGCUCACUCCAUGAAAAGGAAAACAGAGGGCUUUGAUUCGAAGUUUUUAGAGUAUCGUUUUCUUAACGCGAAGAUGAAAUUUAAAAAAAAAACGGAAUUUUUCAAGGUUGCAAGUAUUGGAUAUAAACUAAUUUAAACGUUCUAGGUGAAUAUACAAGGAAAUCAUACGUUUCAAUAAUUGAUGCAACACGCCGAGUUUGGGAAAACUCGUUUGUUAUAAAGAAAAUAUUUGAAAGCAGUAUACAGUUUUUUCUUGCGGCAACAUCGACACGACAGAGUUCGACUUUGCCUAAAAGAUGCUUGGAAGAUUUUUCUUGUCCUGUCGUUCAGUCGAUGAAUCGUGUACAAAGAGGAGCUGUACGCUGUUUAAAUAAAGUUUUUGGAAAGGACAUGAAUGAUGAAAUUUGACAGGUACUUGUCAUUGUUACAGAUCGGGUGAUUUGAAAAGGAAAGAACUUCGGUUUCUGUCCAGAAAAACAAAUAAUGAUAUGCAUUGUUUCAUCUCCAAAAAUAUGUACCUAUAUAUGUAUUGUAUAAUCAAUGAAUGAUUCAGAAUAAAACUGUGAUGUGGUUGGCCUCAUGUCCCAAUUGCGAUUUCCCCCCCCCUCCCCUCCCACUCAUGCUUUUUCUAAAAGUUGAGUUCGAGGAUUUUCACCCAUCAAGAUAAAGUUUUUUUUUAAAUUUUGGAUCUGAAGUACCCCUCAAGCAAACAUUUUUGCUUUUUUAGUGAAUUGAUCGAGAACUCCGAAUGGUUUUGUUUUGCUAAGCUCUGUGAUCGGCAAUUUUCUAUCCCGCGUCAACCUCUCAACUAAUCAGACGGAAACAAAAAAAAACGAUGGCGACUUGGCUGCUCGCAUUUUCCCGCGUGUCAGAAAGUCUUCUCCUUUCAGCUUUCUAUUAAUCUGAUUGGCCGUUCUGGUCACUUUGGUUAUUGGUUUUCGGCACUCGAUACAAAUACGCACCAAACUGAAAUUUCGACCCGUACUUUUGUGUAGAAAAUUGGAAAUUUCUUAAAUCUUAUCUAAAUCAGUAGGAUAUCAUCGGUAGCUAGUCGUUCAUUAUAGUAUUUUGUUUCAUUCGCUUCCUGUAGAGCCACUUCAAUUCACUCAAGGAAACAUCGAGUUGCUUCUCGACUGGGUUUGGCACCUGGUGAUAUACUUUUUGAUAACACCGCUUCAAGACAUGUUUGGUCAAACACAGAGCUCGCCUAGAGAAUUCAUUCUGUCCUGGGUUCAUGAAAAGCUUCCUACUCAUAAUGUCACAAAUUUUGAUACAGACUGGCAAAAUGGCGUGCUACUCUGCGAGCUUGUAAACGCUACUCAGUCUGGACUAAUCCCAUCAAAGCUUUAUGCAGAUAAAACAAACGGUGAAGGAAACGCUAAACUCGGCAUGCAAAUUGCGCAUGAGGCCUUCGGAAUACCGCAAGUAAUUUCUCCGUUUGAUCUAGCGUCAUCGCAAGUGGAUGAGUUAAGCUUGCUGACGUACCUAGCGCUGUUUGUGAAGUACGAGAGUCUAAAACAAGGCCCUGGGAAGAAGGCGAAUAGAGGUAACCCGGUAAAUAAGGAUGAAGAAAUUGCGCAUGCGUGUAAAGCAUACGGUUCAGGACUGAGAGCUAGUGAACUCGGGAAAGUGGCGGAAUUUGUUGUCGAGUUGAACGGUGCUAAACCCACUGAUAUAACCAUAGCAAUUGAAUGCAAGCCAGUUCGAGGAGCUGUUCAUGAAGACAAACCGGAUCUCAGCGUGAAACCGCUGAACAGAAAUACUUACUGUGUGAAGUAUUUACCAACACGACCUGGAGACUACGUCAUCAGUAUUCUGCAUUGUGGGGCUCAUAUAUUGAGGAGUCCAUUCUACUUGACAGUUCCAGAGCAAAACGGCCUCAGUUCUCUGAAGACGCCUCUUAGAAAUCAGCGGAAAGACCUUGUGGAUGGAAUUUCAAAUAAUGGACACGAAGUGUCUUCGAACAAGAACCGCUCACCAACGAGUCAGAACGGCUCGCCGAGCCUGUCUUCUGACGAUGAGGGCAAAAAUUACCCACUUACCCCUCCCUUUCUGACAAAUGGAUCUAUAUCACCUGAACUUCCUACGAAUACAGCUGAGGGACCGGGGCUUAUCGCCGGGGAGGUCGGCCGUGUAGGGAGAUUCAGGGUCGUAACUGAUAACACAACCAAAGGCCCUUUGAGCGUCUGCAUCAGCUGUCCAGCGGUUUCCAUCCCAGUGCCCUACGUCAAAAGUGUGAAGAAGGGCACAUUUACAGAGCAUAGCGUGUUGUACAUCCCCACGGAGCCUGGAGCUUACGAAGUGUUCAUAAAAUGGGGAGACAUUUCUAUCAACGGAAGCCCUUUCAAAGUCUUCAUAAACAACGUGUUGGAGGACGGCGUCGACGCGCAAAUCGGAGUGAAAGACGAUUUAGGCGGGCGUGGAAGAAUUCGCGUGUACUACGCAGCCAUGUCGACGAAUCUCAAGGUGCGAAAGGACAAUGAACUGUUGGAGAAGUUCUUAAAGGCAAAAGGGAUUUCAAACCGAUCGGAUUUUGACGAGUGGAUUGCGCUAGAUGUAGCCAUGAACAGAGCGCAAAGAGAUAAAGUUUUCUCUAAAGCUGGUACUCGAAAAACACCAAUGCUAUUUGCUAAUGAUGUCUUCAUCGGAGGUUAUGAGGAUGUUCUCAUUAUGGAUAAGCAGGGAUUGUUUGAUAAGUACUUGAAGUAA